This is a messenger RNA of Sclerotinia borealis F-4128, 1077 nucleotides long. The record is from the annotation of a GenBank genome assembly. Lineage: Eukaryota; Fungi; Ascomycota; Leotiomycetes; Helotiales; Sclerotiniaceae.
AUGUAUGUAUCUAGGGUUUCUACGAGACCCCUUUCAAGUCAGUCAGCAGCACAGCUAUCAAAAGCUGUAGCUUUCUUCGCACAAUCCUAUGGUUUAUCUUCAACGACAUGUACAGCACAUUUAAAGUCGAGAAGAGCCUUCACAUCUGGCUCCAAGAUUCAGGUCAAAGGUAGAGAUUUGUUCCCGGAACCUGAACAUGGACAGAUCAAGAGAACGGAACCAGCUUGGCCUCAUCCACCCUACACCACCGAACAGAUGCGCAGCAAAGUCUACUUUGCACACCGCAAACCUCGAGACUUCUCCGAUCGUGUCGCUCUAGGCAUGGUACGUUUCCUCAGAUGGUGCACAGAUUUCGCUACGGGAUACAAACACAAUGUGGAAGUACCCAAGAAAGCAUCCGAUAGCAAUGCAGUUACGGCUACCAAACCAUACCAGAUGAGCGAGCGAAAAUGGUUAAUUCGCUAUGUGUUUUUGGAGUCGGUAGCUGGGGUGCCUGGAAUGGUGGCGGGUAUGUUGAGACAUUUGAGGAGUUUGAGAGGUUUGAAGAGGGAUAAUGGUUGGAUUGAAACUUUACUGGAAGAAGCAUACAACGAACGCAUGCACCUCCUCACCUUUCUCAAAAUGUACGAGCCCGGCCUCUUUAUGCGCACCCUGAUUCUCGGCGCCCAAGGCGUCUUCUUCAACUCCUUUUUCCUCUGCUACCUCUUUUCCCCUCGCACCUGCCAUCGCUUCGUCGGCUACCUCGAAGAAGAAGCCGUGCUCACCUACACGUUGUCGAUCCAAGACCUGGAAAAUGGCCAUCUACCCAAAUGGGCGGAUCCCAAUUACCUAGCGCCGGAAUUGGCGAUUGAAUAUUGGGGUAUGCCGGAGGGAAACAGGAGUAUGCGCGAUUUGCUUUAUUAUAUUAGGGCGGAUGAGGCGAAGCAUAGAGAGGUUAAUCAUACGUUGGGGAAUUUGAAGCAGGAUGAGGAUCCGAAUCCGUUUGUGAGUGUUUAUGGGAAGGAGGCGGGGGAGAAACCAGGGAAGGGUAUUGAGGCGCUUAAGCCUAAUGGGUGGGAGAGGGAGGAGGUUAUUUAG